This is a messenger RNA of Phoenix dactylifera (date palm), 822 nucleotides long. RefSeq names its product PDI-like 5-1 (gene PDIL5-1). Gene Ontology annotation, cellular component: endoplasmic reticulum. NCBI's taxonomy places the organism in Eukaryota, Viridiplantae, Streptophyta, Magnoliopsida, Arecales, Arecaceae. The record is from RefSeq and is a predicted model, not a curated record. Gene Ontology annotation, molecular function: protein disulfide isomerase activity. Gene Ontology annotation, biological process: protein folding.
GCCAUCACCGCCGAACGCGUUCUCAAAAGAGCCCACUGCGGGUCACAGCGAAGAGCCGCCAUGGAUCCGGUCCUCCGACGCUGUCGUGCGCUCUUCUUCCUCCUCUUCUUGUUCCUUCUGAACGCCUCCCUUCGAACAAACGCCGACGUGCUCACCCUCACGGCAGAGUCCUUCACGGACAAGGUAAAGGAGAAGGACACUGUGUGGUUUGUGCGGUUCUGUGUUCCUUGGUGUAAACACUGUAAGAACUUGGGAACACUCUGGGAAGACCUAGGAAGGGCUGUUGAAGGCGAAGAUGAAAUAGAGAUAGGACAAGUCGAUUGCAGUUUAAGCAAACCAUUAUGCUCCCAGCUCAACAUCCAUUCAUACCCGACAUUUAAGAUUUUUUAUGAUGGAGAAGAAUUUGCGAAAUACAAAGGUCCAAGAGAUGUUGAGUCACUAAAAGCAUUCGUCUUGAAUGAGGCAGAGAAAGCAGCACGCACGAAGCUUGACGCUGAUAUUUGAUGGUGCAUAUGCUGAAAAUUUCUGAUGCCCUGGUGUCUAUUCUUACCAAAAUAGUGCAGGAAAACUGGUUGUUCUUUUGAUGAUAACCAAGCAUGCAUCUUCACAAACUUGUGGUGUUUUAUUUACCAAAAAAAUCUAGAUAAUCUUAUCAUAUCGGUUUAGAUCAAUUUGGCUUUCUUUGUAGCGAAUGUCAAGAAAAAAAAAAAAAUCUGCGCAAUUACUGGGAAGGGAGAUCUUCUUCUUAAUGAGACAUUGUGUAUUAAUAUUUCAGGUUUGAGAGAAGCAUUUGCGAUCAAUAUAUGCCCAAUUAUCAGAGUA